AUGGAUGUUAUUACUGUUUUUGUUGCCCGGGCCAGUGUUGAAGAAGCAACUGACCAAAGCCUUACGCGAGACAGGCUGCAUGAAUUCCUAAAUCCAGUUGUUCAGAGCUACGAGACGACGUCUGGUCGCGCCUGUCUGUACCCUCGAUUUUACACCUUCAUCCACGAUUCCGAUCGGCCACUGCGCUCUGGGGGAUCUGCCUUGCAAUACUUCGCCAACCUCCUGAGUGAAGGUCAAGACAAAUGCUGUGAUGUGAUUAUUGUUUUGAACGGUUGGGACGCCCUGACCGUGGAUAAGAUGACAUUUGUCCGGCUGUUUGGCCGUGUUUCGAUUUUCGACAUCGAUGUGAAGGUCAAGGUCUUCGCCAGUCACACUAAAUCGACCACCCGUUCUCAAUUCUUCGACAUCAAUCCUAGUGCAGCCUGCGCCAUUCUUACUGGCGAACUUGAUCCGACAACCGAAAUUGCUCCCAAUGAUGACACACAACUUUUUAUUUCUACCAUGGAAACCAUCAGCGCUGAUAUAUGGCAGCAAGGAAAGUUCUUUGCCUUCAUCCACGGCCCAAAUGAGGCCUGGUGUCCUCGCGCUAGGCAUACGAUGUAUAUGAUGGAUCUCGUGGCUGAGGCCACGAGCCUCAGCUGCCCCGUGCUUCUUAUCAUUUCCGGAUGGAGUGGGCUCACAAAUUGUCCGCUAAUGUGCGGCAAGAUCUUUGGUUGGUUUGGGGAUGCUGGCGCCCCGGUGAUGGUACGGGUUUACGCUGAUACACCACGCCGGUUCUUUGACGUGGACCCGCAACAAGUGAAGGCCGUGUUGCGUGGAGACAUCACCCCUGGCGAGAGUGGAGAAUUUGACAAGCUUAUUUGUUGA
Messenger RNA from Penicillium concentricum, 867 nucleotides. RefSeq lists its product as uncharacterized. NCBI's taxonomy places the organism in Eukaryota, Fungi, Ascomycota, Eurotiomycetes, Eurotiales, Aspergillaceae. The coding region runs from base 1 to 867 and encodes 288 amino acids. The record is from RefSeq and is a predicted model, not a curated record. The transcript has 2 exons.